Messenger RNA from Fusarium venenatum, 983 nucleotides. RefSeq lists its product as uncharacterized. The record is from RefSeq and is a predicted model, not a curated record. Lineage: Eukaryota; Fungi; Ascomycota; Sordariomycetes; Hypocreales; Nectriaceae.
UUACGAAGAAGCUCCGUGUUCAAAGCCUAAACACUGGAACCAACGAUCCCUACAACUACCCAUAUGUUAUAGGAGCUAACGGCACGUUCAUGGGACACAAGAACUGUGAGAAGGACAGCACCAAAUGGAAUUCAUGUUGCAACAUACGAUAUGCAACGCCACUGUCACCCCCAUGGAACACCUUGUCUGACACGAUGGUCAGGAUGUUUAAAAAGGAACUCGAAACCAUAUUUUUCGAGGACAUAGCUAUGGAACUUCGACGCAGAGAAGACUACCGCUGUAAAUGGUCCGGAAUCUGCGAUCUACCACCAUAUGCAGAGUGGAAACAAGGCGUGGCUGUGCUUACAGAUCGAGACUCUAUCAUUGACUUUUUUAACAAGGAAUUCAUGACGAUAUCUUUACCAGAUUGGGUCCGCCAAAAUGAUGGUCGACCACCAUUCCAAAGGGGAGGAUUUAUCGUUGGACCCAUGCAACUGACGGAACCGCUACAGGCGAAUAUAGAUCUACUAUUAAAAUACCACACGCAGCCUUUGGAGAUGCUCUCCCAAUCUCUUGAUGAUCUUGUCACGUUCAAAUGUUAUCAUCGGCCUGAGGACACCCCGCCAUUGCUACCUCCUACUCAGUCCUUUCGUGACCAUAGUUACUCGAUGCGUCCUUUAUUUGAAGCCUUGUACAUCGUUCAUGACGAUCAGUUUGACGACCAUGACGAGAUGGAUGAACCGGUCGAAAUGGGAGAGUACGAAAGACGCGACGACUUGAGGCAGCGGUACAAGGGUUGGUGGCAGUCAAACGACACUGUAUUGCUGGUGAGGACGGGGAAAGAUUCCCAUCUCUCAUCCCCGAUCAGCUUUCUACCACUCUUCGAAUCCGGUCUAGCAUUAAACGUCAACCGCCCUGAUUAUCAGGAUGAGCCAGAACCAACCGUUGUUCGAGUAAAGUUAAAAACGGCGCUUCAAUUUAUUAGGGAUCUGUUGAAGAAGUAA